AGGUGACUCAUUCCGUACAGGCAUGUUUUAAAGAGUGGGUAGAUAGAUUUGAGCACGAUCAACCAUGGAUCCUCGCUCUUGUGUCCAAGAUGUGCACCGUUGUGACCUUUGUGAGACCGCCAUAGUAGACAGCUACUGUGACUUUUGUCACGUCAACCUAUGCAUACCUUGUACAGGCAAACACAUCUUAGAUGGAUAUGACAAACAUAAAAUUGUCCCUUUCCAGGAACGAAGAUCAACCCUCAUUUAUCCCAAAUGUGCAAUACAUCAACAAAAAAACUGUGAAUUGCAGUGCAAGGAUUGCAACAAUAUUUUUGUUUGUUCUUUUUGCACUGCAUCUGAACAACACAGGGGACAUAUUUUCGAAAAUAUAUUAACUGCGUACAAGACACAAAAAGAAAAUAUUGAAAAGGAUACAGACGAGCUUAAAAACAUUAUUUCUCCUACCUAUGAAGAUAUUGCACGCGACUUGGAAAAUCAGCUUGCCAACCUGGAUAGAGGAUAUGAGAAACUUACAACAACAAUGUCCAAACAAGGAGAGCAAUGGCACAAUGAAAUCGACAUCAUCAUCAACAAAAUGAAAACUGAAAUCAGCGAGAUACAAGUGAAACACAGAGAUAUUUUACAAAAACAUUUGGAUGAAAUCAAACAAAUACAGUCUCUAAUAAAGCAAACACUACUGGCCAUAAAAGAAAUCGAGAUAUCCACUGAAGUAUCUCCUACAAUUAAAUACAGCUCUAAGAUAAGAGAAAUUAGCAAGCUUCCAUCCAAGGUUCAGGUAUCACUGCCAACAUUCAUUCCAAAACCAAUAGACCGUGAGAAACUGUAUAGAUUGUUUGGACAGAUCACCCCAUUAUCAAAAGAAAAUAUCUCGUUACUAAACCAACCAAACACUUCAUUUAAAGAAUUACUGGAUGAACCAGAGCUUUUGGUCACAAUAAAGACUGGCUAUAGAAAUGUACGCAGUGUUACCUUUUUAAAUGAAGACAGGGUUUGGACAAGUGGAAAGACCAAUAAUAUCGAAUGCUUUAACAUUAAAGGUUCUCUCCUUCAGACAAUCCAGACAAAAUCAGGUAAAUACCCCGAUGAUAUAGCUGUACACAGUAAUGGGGAUCUAUUGUACUCUAGUGAGGCAACACGGACAGUGUAUAAAGUAAAAACAGUAGAGUUGAUCAGAUUACAGGAAUGGAAGCCUAGUCAGUUGUGUGUCACCUCUACUGGUGACCUCCUAGUUACCAUGUACAGUGAUGAUAGAACUAAAUCCAAAGUUGUUCGUUACUCAGGAUCUACGGAGAAACAAACAAUUCAAUUUGAUGAUGAAGGUAAACCUUUUUACUCGGGGUAUGGUCAUUUUAAACAUAUCACCGAGAACAGAAACCAUGACAUCUGUGUAGCUGACUGGGAGGCUGGUGCAGUAGUUGUAGUGAAUCAGGACGGCAAACUCAGAUGGAGAUACAUCGGUCAUCCCUCAGGUACCAAGAACGAACCAUUUAAACCGUUAGGUAUCACAACAGACAGUGAGAGUCGUAUCUUGAUGUCGGAUAUUUACAAUCACUGUAUCCACAUUCUGGAUAAAAAUGGACAGUUUCUCCGUUACAUUGAUGACUGUGGUCUGAGGGACCCUUUUGGUUUAUGUGUGGACAAUGACGACAAUCUGUUUGUGUGCGAGUAUCGCAGAAACAAUGUAAAGAAAAUCAAAUACUUGAAAUAGACGCUGUUAUCUGUGACAAUGAUGGAUCCAAACAAAUAUAAUUGCCAUUUUCUCUAAUCGUUCCAUUGAAUUAUUCAAUAAGAUACAAUAAUGGAUGUCAGUCAAACACGAUUGGCAGUUUCAAUCUUUCAAUUUCAAUUGAAUUAUUCAGUAAGAUUAAUGUCAUAAUUUAUGUUGCUUAUAUGUUGUGGUUCAUUCGUGUUUUUAUAAUAAGAUGGCGGUUGUGAGAAGCUUACUUUCAUAUUCAAAAUAUUAGUCUUAUCUGAGAUGAAUUUUACCAUUUACCUAAAUAAAAUUGCAUAGAUUGCUUAAAAUUAAUCACAGGUGUGUUUUAAGGAUACAUCGUUCAACUGGACUCAUGGACAAAUUUCAAUAUUCUGUGUGGUAACUACCAUAUACAUUGUACAUUGUGUAGUGAACCUGAUAUUCUAUCAAAGAGUAUCCACAUCUUUUGUGAAAAAGCGGUUGAAUACUGUUAAAGAAACUUAUAUGUAGCAAUGCUCAUGUAGAAAGAACGGACCACAAUAUGACAGUGUGAAUUUACAUUUUGAGGUUAUUUACGCUUGUCACAUGCGCGUUU
Molecule: messenger RNA, 2291 nt
Organism: Magallana angulata
Lineage: Eukaryota; Metazoa; Mollusca; Bivalvia; Ostreida; Ostreidae
Exons: 2
Coding region: 65-1711 (548 amino acids)
Biological process (GO): proteasome-mediated ubiquitin-dependent protein catabolic process; protein polyubiquitination; negative regulation of translation
Molecular function (GO): ubiquitin protein ligase activity; zinc ion binding; translation repressor activity
Source: RefSeq, a predicted model, not a curated record